CGGAGUGUUUUUGUGGAGCGUCAGGCCUGGGACAGCAGCAACAGCAGCAGCGAGGAAGCUAACGGCUAAAGCUGCUCGCAGGCUGUAAUCCCCGGAUGAAACCAUCAUGGCUGCCACUCGAUGAGCUGUCAAGCUCUCCACAAAAGAAAAAGAAACCAGAAGAAACAUGGAUGUUUGCACAGCCACCUCAACGGGCCACAGAAAACGGCAAGUCAGCAAGAAGAAUAGAAGCUGGUACAGACGGCUCCACCUCAGGAAAACUGUCGUUCAGCCCCCAGCUAUGCAAAGCCUAGAUAAGAAUGGGCCAAAGAAGAUAGCGAAGAAGUGGGAGCAGACCAGCGUUUGGCCUCCAUCGAAGGAGCCUCCCCGGGAAGCCCGAGUCACAAACGACGGCGGCAGUAUGCUCAGGUUCCCCUGCUCUCAGUGUGGGGACAACUCGGAUUAUGCCGCCAAAGACCUGGCGAGGCACUUCUUGGAAAAACACGGAGGCAGUCCACCCGUUUUUUCCUGCCAUAUGUGCACCUUUAGCACCCAUGAAUUCUCCUACCUUCAGGUUCACCUGCUAAGCCACAAAGACACUUUUUCUACCUGCAGCAUGUGCAACGACAACGUUCAGCGCACCUGGCCUGAGUUUAGUGCACACCUGACUAUGUAUCACUGCUCGGACGGGAUGUAUUUAUGCGAAACGUGCAAGAAAUUCUCAACAUGUGACUUUCGGGUGUUUCUAGACCACAUAUAUAAACAUAAUUUAACCGUUGAAGAAAAAGAAGUUGGUGGUCAUGAGUUCUGCGGCGGCGAGGCGCCUGAGAAAUGGAUGAUCAAUAAGAGCGUUAAAACUGCUCAUGUUUGCCAGAAUGGCAACCAGAGAAAAGAUGGGAGGCGAAUUCAUUCCAUAUCAAUGAAACCAAAUGAGCAGAUCCCCAGAGUGAAGACGAGGUUAACGAGAAGCACAGUCAGAGACACCUGCUGGUUGACGCAGGACUGUCUGUCGCUUCCCGGGAAGGAGUUUCUGGAUAAAUACUGCCAUCUUUCUGACCCACAGACAACGUUAGAAGAGACUCAGCAGUUUUUGAUGCAAUCUGUCGCCGGGGAAACCGACGACCAGAAGUGGACCAAGGCUCUCAAAUCCGUUCUAUCAAACGUCCCUCAGAAAAACUCAGAAAACGGCAUCGCGCCCAACACAUCAGAUCUCGCCGUCCUCACUGUCAAGAACAAAAUAACGCUAGCUCAGAACGGUGCCGCUUACGCGAAAAGGUUGAAAAUGGCCUCCGCAGAUAAGGAACCUACCUGUCCCCAAAGCGCCAAUGGCGACUCUUUGUGUGCAAGUGACCAGAACGGAUUUAAUCCAAAUCUGAAAAACCAGGCGCCUUGUUUGAUUGAAAACAAACCGUGCAGUGACUUCUUGUCGUCUGGCGCUGGGACGCAGGAAAACCGGGAGAACCGCAAAUUAAAGACUGAUUCAGAGAUCCAGGAAAACGGUGAAAAACUGGAAGAGCCUGUAGAUGAUGUGGGCAUCUGCAAGUCGAGUGAUUUAAAGUUGCCGAAUGAGAGUGAGGGGAAGAUGAAAAAACGACGGCGGAGAAGAAAAGCCAGGUUUAAAAAAGUGCAAAGAAAACCAGAGGGAAAGGUCUUAAAGAUUGUCAUAAAGAAGAAUCUGGUAAAGGGGAAACAGUGGGUUUCUCAAAGCUCUUCAUCUCCAAAACAUGUUGAGAUCAAUGGUCACGUGGAGCCGCUGAAUCCUCAGCAAAAUGCCAUCAAAGGUUCCCCGGCGGGCCUUCCUGAUCCAUCUAGACAAACUGCAAUCUGUGACUCUGUAGGACCAGCGAAGGCUGAAGAUGCUACGACGGAAAAUGAACAUCGAGACGAUCUAGAGGAGUCACAGGAUUUCUCAGACAAAAGGGGAUCUGCUGAAGGAACAAGCGAGACGAAUCCUGUGGCUGCAUCAGUGACCAAUGUGGGCACGGCGCACAAAGAGUCGGCGCUACAAAAAUCCAACGAGGAGACGGAGGAGAAGAGAAGUCCUGGUGGUUCUUCUCCACAUGUGAAGGCAAAUUUGGACUCGAGCCUUGAACGUCCAGCAGAGCAAAGUGAUCAAGGGUCAAGAUGCGAAGAGGCGUCAACAGAUUUCAGCCAGCAUCUCCUGAGCGGCGUCCGGUCACCUGAAGCUGAAGCAAGUCAGCGGGAGCCGUCAGCGGGGGCGGCUAGGCCUCAUUGUCAGCUGGUUCCGAAACAUCAGCCGAGAACGCUGAGGUUAGUCGCCGUAAAUCCAUCCCAGCCGGUCAAACGUCCGGCGGGACACCAGCCCGUCGUGGUGCUGAACCACCCGGACGCCGACAUCCCCCAGGUGGCCCGCAUCAUGGAGGUUGUCAACAAGUACAGGCAGGUGCGGAGAGUCCUGCUCUCCCGGCAGACUCUCAGGGCUCUAUCGGUUUUGAGUGGUGGUGGGGCGGCAGCGAUGACGGACGAUCAUGGCGAGAACUCGGUGCAGGAGAGGUUCACCCUGAGGCUGAAGUUCCGCAGGGUGAGCAGGAAAAAGUACGAAAUCGUGGGCGUGGCGUCGCCCGGCCGGGACGCCUCAUUGAGGGUUUCCUGCUGGUUCUGUGGCCGGGUGUUCGCAAGCCAGGAGGAGAUGAUGCUCCACCGGCAGCGCCACCUGAUGGACUGGAGGAAGCCAAACUGUGAAAAGUCUUAAACGUCACACGCACUGGAUGGGGUGGGGGGAAGAAAAAUUAAAUCUGGAAAAAAACACUGCAAAAACACAAAAUCUCACCAAAUAUUUUUGGUUUAGUUUCUUUUUUUAAAUAUUGUACUACACUUUAGACAAGACAGAACUAACUAAUAGAUAAGCUUUUAGUUAGUUUCAGUCAGUAAUUCUUAAUAUUGAUGAAAAAGUGCUAAUUUUAUUGGCACUUAUAACAUGAAAAAAUAUCUUGUUAUAAGUGAAAUAAUCUACCAUUGUAACUCGAAUUGGGUUGCUAGGUAACGGGCUGAGCCUGGCUGGCGUUGCUAGGUAACGACUCCAGUAGAACUCUCCCUUUGUCAUCGAUAUUAAGGAAUUGUGUACUUAAAACAAGCCUCUAUAUUUUUGCUAAAACGUUAGUUGUAAGUUAGUUUUGUCUUAUUUCAAGAAUAUUAAGACAUUUGUACUAGAAAGAGCAAAAAUACUUUGCAAGAAUUUGCAUUUUGUAGUGAAAUUAUUAUUUUAGAUCUGUCUUGUGAUUUUUUUAUUUUUUAUUUUUUAUUUUAUAAAUAAAUUGAUGAUGCUUCCUGGAAGUUUCACAUUCUCAGGGUAAACAGUUACCUUUUGUUUCUCUUCCAGUAAAGCUCAAUACAGAGAGUUUAGUUUAUUUCUAUUAGUCUUUUUGCCUCCAAAAAGGUUUUAUUUAAGGUGAUUUAGGUACACUGUCAUGUGGAUUAUUUUAUAAAAACACUGUAAUCUGUUAAUUUGCCAUACUCUCUGUUUUUGGAGCAGAUUAUGUACGGGUAGACUACACAGUGUGGUAGCUGUCAUAUUUAUGUUAUUGGAGGCAGAAUGCUGUAAAUUACUCAGAUAUACCAAAUGUGUGUAUAAAAAUAACAACAAAAAAGUACAAUAAGCUGUCAUUUAUUUAUCCUGCUAGAUUUAGUCUUUUAAUGCUUCUUUUAUGCAUUAUUUCUAAGGAAUCUGUGUAUUUCUAAAUUCUUUUGUAUGAAUGUUGAAUCAUGUUCAGAAAGUAUAUUAUUUACUGUGAGAGCUCUAUUUUUCAUGCAUGUAUGCAUGUUGGUGUUAAUAUCCCUGGUCACAAUUUUUAAUUAUUUUCUGUCAAAAUGGAUUUAGAAAAAGAGAAAAAAAAUAGAUUUAACAGAUUAGAUUUUUGUUUUAUUUCUUGAAGAUUUGAGGUUUGAGGACUUGAAAUGAUGCUAAUUGUUGAAUUGCACUAUAAAAUGUAUUUUCCUGCCCUUUACCUCACCUUUUUAGGCCUUAGCCUUUGACAAUCCUGCUGUGGCUCUUUGUUUCACUAAUGUAGCCACGGCCCCUUAUUUAAAUGGGAAAUGUGUGCAAAAAUCCCUGUUUUCAAUGAUUUAUUUUUAAAUUUAAAUAAUUAGUCUUGUAUAUAAUCUGCUAUAGGUACUGUAAAAAUAAAUAACCUGAGAAUAUUCACCAAGUGCCUGGAAAUUAUGACUAUGCAAUAAAACUGCAUGGGUGUGAUAGCAUUACGAAUGAAACUUGCUGGUUUUGAGUGGCGAUGAGACGAAUCGAAACAUUUUUAUUUAAAUUUUUACAGUAACUGUUGAAGUAAGAAGUCCAGCUCCCUUUUGCUGCGGCAACACUGUCUUAAUUCCUCAUUGAUUUCAAAGGAUCAUUUCCUGACUGAGCAUGAAAAAUCCUAAUAAAACAAGAGUUAUAAAUUC
This is a messenger RNA of Gambusia affinis (western mosquitofish), 4392 nucleotides long. RefSeq names its product zinc finger protein 518A. The record is from RefSeq and is a predicted model, not a curated record. The coding region runs from base 167 to 2692 and encodes 841 amino acids. NCBI's taxonomy places the organism in Eukaryota, Metazoa, Chordata, Actinopteri, Cyprinodontiformes, Poeciliidae. The transcript has 3 exons.